Fragaria vesca subsp. vesca is the source of this 970-nucleotide messenger RNA. RefSeq lists its product as uncharacterized. The coding region runs from base 70 to 801 and encodes 243 amino acids. Gene Ontology annotation, cellular component: nucleus. Lineage: Eukaryota; Viridiplantae; Streptophyta; Magnoliopsida; Rosales; Rosaceae. The transcript has 3 exons. Gene Ontology annotation, biological process: regulation of nuclear division; negative regulation of ubiquitin protein ligase activity. The record is from RefSeq and is a predicted model, not a curated record.
CUCCAAAAGCUUAAAGAAAAACCCACACACACAGAGCCGUCACAAACCCUAGACCAUCCCCAAUUCAGAAUGCCGGCGGAGUCGCGAUUCAGGUUGGUGAGGCCGUUCGACAUCGCCGAGGCCUUUGCUCAGAGGCCAACCGGCGGUGUCGGAAUUCUUAUCGAAGAGCGUCCGGAGCCGACGAGGCUAAGGGCGGCGGCGGUGGCAACUCCGGUGACUCAGAGGCCGCUAGGGAUUUGGGCGAGGACGGGUGGUGGAGUGGCACCGAGCAGUUUGAGGACUCCGGGAACCGGACGAGGUGCGUUUGGGAUGAUGACUCCCGGAAGAGAGAAUACGCCACCGGUCGGAGGGUCUAGCAGGAGAAGGGGACAGAGAUCGAACAGUGUGUUACCUUCUUGGUACCCUAGAACCCCUCUCCGUGAUAUAACUGCAAUUACUAGGGCCAUUGAGAGGAGAAGAGCUCGCUUGGAUGAGGAGAAUGGCAAAACUGUAGAGGGUCAAGUUCCAUCUCUACAAUUUCAGGAUGCUCCUCCUGAGCAUCAAGUUCUUUCUGUCACUCCUUCAACCAUUAAGAAGAGACCUUGCGCACCUCCUUCAGUUCUUAAAGUGCACAAAAUUCUGCUAGAGGUGGCCAAUCAGCCUGAUGAGGGAGAGUUUGUUACACCACAGAAGAAGCUGCUGAACUCGAUUGAUAAAGUUGAGAAGGUGGUGAUGGAAGAACUUCAGAGGCUGAAGAGGACCCCAAGUGCUAAGAAGGCAGAGAGGGAAAGAAAGGUUCGGACUUUGAUGUCAAUGCGUUGAGGAGAAAAGGAGUUUGGAGAAAGAAGACCCUCUACAGUAAAAGUUAUCACCUUCUGGUGAUACAUUUUCUACCUAUGCAGUGAUAACCACAAUCACCUUCUGGUGAUAAUGUGCAGUGAAGCUAUCACCUUCUGGUGAUAAUGCACAGUGAAAUUAUCACCUUCUGGUG